Temnothorax curvispinosus is the source of this 2748-nucleotide messenger RNA. RefSeq lists its product as uncharacterized. The record is from RefSeq and is a predicted model, not a curated record. Lineage: Eukaryota; Metazoa; Arthropoda; Insecta; Hymenoptera; Formicidae. The transcript is spliced from 10 exons. The coding region runs from base 223 to 2748 and encodes 841 amino acids. Gene Ontology annotation, cellular component: plasma membrane. Gene Ontology annotation, molecular function: odorant binding; olfactory receptor activity. Gene Ontology annotation, biological process: sensory perception of smell; detection of chemical stimulus involved in sensory perception of smell.
AGUCGGACAGCGUGACUAGUCUGUCGCUUUCGCCGUCUAUCUUGCAAUGAAAAUUCACCACCACUUCAAUUUGCUAUCGAUUACCUGAGAGAUGAGUGUAUAAAAUGAAAGUAUAGUCUCAUAGCCAAUACACCGCGCACGCGUUACUCUGUAACUAUUACCCCGCGUACGUUUCGAGAAAUCUGCGCGAGUCAGUCGUGUCUCUGCGCUCGAGAAGUGAACAUGACGAAGCUUCCACAGAACCCGCCGAUCAUCUUUAACUACGUAGAGAAUAAGGAGUAUAGCAUCAAGCCGAUUCGUUGGCUGCUGAAGCCGAUAAGUGUCUGGCCGAUGACGGACUCGUCGAUCGCGGAGAGGAUCUCGUCAGUAGCGUUGCUGAUAGCAUGCAUUUUUUUAAUCGUCAGUACUUUGGUGCCUUGCGCGUUGGCCACAAUCUUAGACGAGAACAAAGAUAUGGAGAUGAAAAUACGUGAAUUUGGACCGCUCAGCAACUGGGUGCUGGCGAGUCUCAAGUAUAUCUCGUUGCUGGCGCACGUUGACGACAUAUAUCAAUGUAUCAAACACAUCGAGAUGGAUUGGCGGUCUGUGACGAAAUUCGAGGAGCAGGAGAUAAUGCUGAAGAAUGCCAAGAUCGGUCGUUUCGUCGCGAUAUUUUCCGCGACAUUCGUGCACAGCGGCGUAUUCUCGUACAGUAUUUUUCGAGGAAUGACGUUAAGCGAAGCCGCCGUCGGGGGCGAUAACGUGUCGGUGCGUCCGCUACCUUUCGCGUUCUACGAUAAGCUCCUAGACACCACGACGAGCCCGAUGUACGAAAUAGUGUUCAUAAUACAGUGUCUAUCCACGUUUGUUGUAAAUUCCAUAGCAGUAGGCGCAUGCUGUCUCACCGCCGUGUUCGUUAUGCAUGCCUGCGGUCAGUUAAAAAUCCUUAUGUCCUUGCUGGAUAAUCUGAUCGACGAAAGAAACGAAAAGAAAGACUCCUCGCAGCAGAAGUUCGCCAUCAUCGUCGAACAUCAUUUAAAAAUACUCAGUUUCGUGUCUUACGUAGAGAAAAUUAUGAAUAUAGUUUGUCUCGUGGAAGUAGCAGGUUGCACGAUGCACAUGUGUCUCUUGGGCUAUUAUUGCAUACUGGAUUGGAACCAAGACGAAAAAGAAAGUAUGGUGGCAUACGCUAUAAUAUUGAUCUCAGUUACUUUCAACAUCUUUAUAUUUUGUUACUUUGGGGAGAUUCUUUCAGAACAGAGCGGCCAAGUUGGUGAAACUGCCUACAUGACAAAUUGGUAUCUGUUACCCGGAAAUACCGCUCUCGGUCUCAUUCUAAUCAUUUUAAAAUCCAGCAUCGUAGUUAAAAUCUCUGCUGGAAAGAUGAUUGAGCUUUCCCUUUCUACCUUCGGUAAUGUGAGUAUAUACAAAAAUAGUAUUUUUAAUUUGCAGGCAUGUAACUUUCGCUACCUUCGUCAGAAAACGAUGGAGGAUGAUCUCACGGAUAGUACUAGUGUCUCCGUAUCCACGUACUUGGUUGAAUACAAAUACAACGAGUACAGUAUCCAGAUAAUACGUUGGAUUCUCAAGGCGAUUAAUGUAUGGCCGCGUCCCACCGAUAUCUCAAUCAUCGAAAAGAUCCGCUCCGAUUUCGCGAUAUUUGUGUGCUACUUCCUGAUAAUCAGCAUCAUGAUACCAACUGGUCUGAGUAUACUCAUCGACUCGCAGCAGUCGAACGACGACAAGCUGUUGAGCGUUGGCCCAUUCACCUUCUGGCUCAUAGCGAUGAUGAAUUAUUCUUGCCUCUUGAUGCACGUGGACGAUAUACACGACUGUGUGGAGCACGUGAAAGCGGACUGGCGAAUUAUCCGGAGAUGCGAGGAUCGGAGAGUGAUGCUGAAGAGCGCCAAGAUAGGUCGAUUCAUCGCCGGUUUCUGCGCCGUGUUCAUGCACAGCGGUGUGUUCUCGUACAAUAUCGUCCAAGGCCUCUCCAAAGUUAUCUUACACGUGGGGAAUAGUACCGUCGCGGUUCGCGCGUUACCCUAUCCCUUCUACAUCAAGAUUCUCAACGCGCACGUCAGUCCGACGUACGAGCUCGUGUUUUUUGUACAGUGCCUCUCGUCCUUCGUCGUCAACUGCGUUACAGUCGCCACAUGCGGCCUGGCAGCAGUUUUGGUAAUGCACGCGUGCGGCCAAAUGAAAAUCAUGAUAUCCUGGCUCGAAAAUUUCAUGGACGACAAAAAUGAGGAAAAAACUUCUAUUUCUAUGAGACAAAGGUUCGCAAUCAUAGUGAAUCAUCAUUUGAGAAUCUUGAGUUUUGUAUCCCGUACAGAGAAAAUUAUGAAUAUAAUAUGUCUUGUGGAAUUAAUUGGAUGUACUAUGCAUAUAUGUCUUUUAGGAUAUUAUUGCAUUAUGGAUUUUAUUCACGACAAUCAUCAAAGUAUUUUGUCGCAUUCAAUGGUAUUAUCUUCGAUUACUUUUAAUAUAUUUAUAUUCUGUUAUAUCGGAGAGAUACUUUCUGAUCAGGGCGAACAGAUCGGUAAAUCUGCCUAUAUGACAAACUGGUAUCUCUUGCCUGGAAAAACCGCCCAGGGGCUCAUUCUGAUAAUUCUAAGAUCCAAUGCUGGCAUCAAGAUAACUGCCGGAAAGAUUGUUCAGCUCUCAUUUUCUACUUUCGGUGAUGUAAGUAUGCAAAAAUACAUAUUAUUUAUAAUUUAUGCAUAUAAAACAACAUGGAAUUUAUAUUCAUAUAAAAAAUCUUUGGUGUGA